Messenger RNA from Exaiptasia diaphana, 871 nucleotides. RefSeq names its product delta-like protein C. The record is from RefSeq and is a predicted model, not a curated record. Gene Ontology annotation, biological process: heterophilic cell-cell adhesion; establishment or maintenance of epithelial cell apical/basal polarity. Gene Ontology annotation, molecular function: calcium ion binding. Bases 119 to 871 code for a protein of 250 amino acids. Lineage: Eukaryota; Metazoa; Cnidaria; Anthozoa; Actiniaria; Aiptasiidae. Gene Ontology annotation, cellular component: plasma membrane; protein-containing complex. The transcript has 6 exons.
AUAUUGAUGCGUAAUUGGUCGAAGUAUUUGAUUGUGUGGACUUGGUGUUUACAAACUGCAAAAAAUCUGAGYUCUUCAAGACUUCAGACAAAGCCGCCAUAUUGUCAGUUACUUCUUCAUGGAMGUCAUGAUUUGUUUUCGAAUUCUAUGGAGUCUGGCGCUCUUGGUAGAUAUUGUCAACGCAAAAUGCAAAACGAUGACUUUCAAAUCUGAUGACGAGUUUGACCACAAAGCCUUAAAAGGUCACGUGUUCACGGCCAAGUGGKCCUCGGACCGAAGGGAUUGUCGUAGGAGGUGCUACAGAAACCAUCGUCACCGUUGUAUYAGUUACAAUUUUAUUGUGAGCAAAAACAAAUGCCAAUUGAGCGAUUCAGACCACGUGAUGCAUCCAAAYGAUCUUAUUGGUGAAGAGGGAACAUUUUAUGGCAGAGCAAAGAACAAUUGCCAUCAGUGUGAACCGUUUGAAGUCUGCAACACUAAGUUUGUGGAUGGCAAUCAUGGUAGCUGUACCUGUAAAGCAGGAUUCACUGGUGCAAAGUGUGACGUAGUCACAACUCCUUGCGAUUCCACUCCUUGCCAAAAUGRCGGUGUGUGCACUCCAGAUGGAAACUCCUUCAAAUGCACAUGUGCGUCGAAAUACACUGGGGUGACUUGUUACACAGUAAUAAGAACAACUUGUGAUUCCAACCCUUGCCAAAAUGCCGGUGUGUGUAUUCCAGAUGGCACCUCCUUCAAAUGUACCUGYGCUUCGAAAUACACUGGAUUGAACUGUGAAACAGCGAUAACACUCUGCGAUCCAAAUCCCUGCCCAMARGGACAACAAUGUAUAGAUAUGGGCGUGAAUUAUGUCUGUUCAUCCGACGAUAGAUAA